Messenger RNA from Phasianus colchicus (ring-necked pheasant), 1703 nucleotides. RefSeq names its product hydroxyacid oxidase 2 (gene HAO2). NCBI's taxonomy places the organism in Eukaryota, Metazoa, Chordata, Aves, Galliformes, Phasianidae. Gene Ontology annotation, biological process: fatty acid alpha-oxidation. Gene Ontology annotation, molecular function: (S)-2-hydroxy-acid oxidase activity; FMN binding. Gene Ontology annotation, cellular component: peroxisomal matrix. The record is from RefSeq and is a predicted model, not a curated record.
AUGGCUAUGGUGUGUCUGUUGGACUUUGAAGCUUAUGCUGAAAAAUAUUUACCUAAGAUUGCUUGGGAUUUCUUUGCAGCGGGAGCAGAUGAGUGUAGCACCCGAGAUGAAAACAUCCUGGCAUAUAAAAGGAUUCGUUUUCGGCCACGUAUGCUGCGAGACGUAUCUAUGCUGGACACUAGGACUAAAAUCCUGGGGACUGAAAUCAGCUUUCCAGUAGGAAUUGCCCCAACUGGCUUCCACCAGCUAGCAUGUCCUGAUGGAGAGAAAAGCACAGCCAGAGCGGCCAAAGCGAUGGGCACCUGUUACAUUGCCAGCACCUACUCUACCUGUUCUCUGGAAGAGAUUGCUGCAGCUGCUCCUGGUGGCUUUCGGUGGUUCCAGCUCUAUAUCCACCGCAACAGGGCAGUCUCUAGGCAAUUGGUCCAACAGGCAGAGGCCUUGGGCUUCCAGGGCCUCGUCCUUACCGCGGAUCUGCCCUACACUGGCAAAAGGCGCAAUGAUGUCCGUAAUGGCUUCCAACUUCCUCCCCACAUGAAACUGAAGAACUUGGAGGGAGCCUUUGAGGGAAAUGACCGAUCUGAGUACGGACUGCCACCCAACAGCCUGGAUCCUUCGGUCACCUGGGAUGAUAUCUACUGGCUGCGGAGCCUGACUCACCUGCCCAUCAUCAUCAAAGGGAUCUUGACAAAAGAAGAUGCAGAGCUCGCAGUGAGGCAUGGAGUUCAGGGAAUUAUCGUGUCCAACCAUGGUGGAAGGCAACUGGAUGGAGCACCUGCCACUAUAGAUGCUCUGGUUGAAGUUGUGGAGGCAGUACGAGGCAGAGUUGAAGUUUAUUUAGAUGGUGGUAUACGGAAAGGAAGCGAUGUAUUGAAAGCACUGGCAUUGGGAGCCAAAUGCGUCUUUAUUGGAAGACCAGCUUUAUGGGGUCUGGCUUACAAGGGUGAAGAAGGUCUUCAAGAUGUUCUGAGGAUUCUGCAUGAUGAGUUUCGUUUGUCAAUGGCCUUAGCUGGCUGUGCCAGCAUCUCAGAAAUUGGCCAAGACCUGGUUCAGUUUUCAAAGCUGUAAACAGUCUCCUGCAACACCUGAGCAUAAGAAGCCAAUGACUGAGGUUCCACAACAGACUGAAGAGAGAGAAAGAAGUGAAAAUAUUGAGUAUAUAACAUGACUGAGAAGGACUUCAGGAAACUCUUGAGGCUAUUAGGAAAGGCUCUCUGUAUUAGCAGCAAUCACUAUUUGCUUUUUUGAGACCAGUGUGUUCUUUAACACUUCAGACAGAUGAUACCCGUUUAAAUACAUAUCAUUUAAAGUGACUAUUCCCUGACAUUAUCUGCGUUGGGCAUUACUCCCAAAAUCGGUUCUGUCUGGCAGCCAGAUUGCAGCUCAAGCUACAUACUUCUCUACUCCAGGAAGUAUUGUGGCUGUAUCUUCCAUCGCCUGGGUUUUCUUGGAAGAAUUCAUAGCAGAUACGGAAGCUAGAUAAAUCAGAUAACAGACACUGUAUCUCCCCUUUAAGGUGGAGUAGGUAUUGUCUUCUUCUGAAUGUAGAGAAACAAAGUGAUUAGUGACCAAAGCAAUGGGCUCUGCUCCUAUGCAGAUGGUUAAUACGGUCUGUACACUUGUCAGAACAGUGGAUGCACACAUCUUCCAAGUACAGCAUAAGUUUGUGGCAUUGCAUAAAUGUAUCAAAUAAAUGGAUCAGA